Acanthoscelides obtectus is the source of this 2029-nucleotide messenger RNA. The record is from the annotation of a GenBank genome assembly. Lineage: Eukaryota; Metazoa; Arthropoda; Insecta; Coleoptera; Chrysomelidae.
UGUUGCUGACGCUACAUCAAUCUCUGACGUCAACACGUCAAAGUUAACAUUUAACCUAAGAAUUCUAUUUUCCGAUCACAACAAAUAUGUUAAUGUUAAGUUGUUACGUGUACUUUGCAUAAAACUGAUAAAAAAUACGUGUAUUGCUUUCUUCAAUACUGCAGAUUAUCCCUGAAUCUUAAAAUGUCCCGCCACAGAACUUUAUUUAUAGCGUGUUUAGUAAUAUUUAUCGGAAGUGCAUUUUUUGUAACAGCUCACGGUCAUGAUCAUUCCCACGACGAGCCACCGUCCUUCAAGUACUCUAAGCAAGCCAACGAAAAAUUGGCCCAAGAUCAACAUCAUGGCCAUAGUCAUAGUGAACAUGACCAUAUUGGAACACAUGGACAUGCUCAUGAACACCAUUCGACGUCUUCAGCAGCUAAGGAAAUAAUGACGUUGCAAGAGAUUUGGAUCCAUGCUAUGGCUUCGACUUUGCUUAUCAGUGCUGCCCCAUUUUUCAUUUUAUUCUUUGUACCUGUUGAUAGCACAGACACUGAACAACCUUUGCUGAAAGUUUUGCUGGCCUUUGCCUCAGGUGGCCUUCUUGGUGAUGCAUUCCUGCAUUUGAUUCCACAUGCAGCAAUGGCAAUAGAAGGUGAAGAGCAUUCCCAUUCCCAUUCACACUCCCAUGGUGGAGCAGAGCCUCAUGGUCCUCAUGACAUGUCUGUGGGAUUGUGGGUACUUGGUGGGAUCUUAGCCUUCUUAGUUGUUGAAAAAGGAGUGAGGAUUCUCAAAGGCAACCAUGGACAUUCCCAUCAGCCAGUUAAAGUUGUGCAGAAACAGGUAGUAGAAAAGAAGAAAGUGAAAGCAAAAGACGGAGAUGAUACAAUAGAAGAAGUGAAAGAAGAAAUUACAACAGAAGUAGUAAAAGAAAUCAAAGUUGCUGGUUAUUUGAAUCUGGCUGCUGAUUUUAGUCAUAAUUUCACUGAUGGUUUGGCUAUUGGGUCAUCGUACUUAGCUGGAAAUACCAUAGGUAUUGUAACUACUAUUACAAUUUUGCUACAUGAAGUUCCUCAUGAGAUUGGUGAUUUCGCGAUCCUACUUCAGUCUGGAGUGUCUAGAAAAAAUGCAAUGCUUCUUCAACUUACAACUGCACUGGGAGCUGUAGCAGGUACCGCCCUAUCCCUCUUAGCCCAAAAUAGCUCAGGCGCAAUGGCCGCCACUUGGAUCUUGCCUUUCACUGCUGGCGGUUUUAUCUACAUCGCCCUCGUGUCUGUGAUUCCCGAACUCUUGGACGAAGAAAAGCCAAGCGUGAUACAGACGUUCCUUCAAGUUGCCGCCAUGCUUGCCGGCGUUGGGAUGAUGGUACUGAUUGCGGAGUUUGAAUGAUUUGGUACUUACUUUAUGUAAAUAGUCUUGAGGUUUAUUAGGCAUCACCUGAUGAUAAUUUGUGAUCACUAUCUAAGGUAUAGAUAGUAUCUUCGGUGAAUUGAUGUAUUAAAGGACCGUCACUAAUACUAUUGAUUGAAGAUCCUAGUGCCAUCUAUGGGACAGAUGCAGAGCCAAACACACUUUAUUCAGCAUAGAUGCCUAAAUUCAUUUUUGUGUUCUGCUAUUCUUCCAUAGAUGGGACAAGUAUUUUUUAGAUCCUGUUUUGGAUGCUGGAUGUGUUAAUCAACGCUAAUAGGACUCAUAAGUUAUUUCGAAUGAUGAGACUUAGUAUAUUAGUAUUUUCAGUUUUAUGUGGGCAUAGAUAUGGAAUAUUGUCUUGAAUCACAAUGUUUAAGUUAAGGACCUUCUGUUGAAUAUUUUUUUGAAUCCGUAAUUAUUGUUUUCGUCAAUAUUCAGGUGUUGCUGUAAAUUCUCAUCAUAACCUUUAAUUUGAUAGAUUCCUUUAAGUGUGUUAAGUCUUGUAUGUUUUUGGUAAAAACAUAUUUAUUGCAUUUAAAAAAGUUCAUUAUACAACAUACAUAUAAUAUCUAUAUAUUUUUAUAAAAUACAACAAUAAUUUAUUUUCUCCUAAAAGGAGACUGAUGACUAAAUAAAAACC